Molecule: messenger RNA, 1996 nt
Organism: Melanotaenia boesemani (Boeseman's rainbowfish)
Lineage: Eukaryota; Metazoa; Chordata; Actinopteri; Atheriniformes; Melanotaeniidae
Exons: 7
Coding region: 150-1631 (493 amino acids)
Molecular function (GO): zinc ion binding
Source: RefSeq, a predicted model, not a curated record
GAUGGGAGGGCAGAGGAUUCCCUACCCCUGGUGAUGGACACAAGCACUUGGCCAGUGGAGACAAGAGGACGGAUGGACACAGAGAGGGUCUUCGGCCAUGAGCUUCCUCCAGUUCCUCGCAGUCGUAGCGCAGUGCCAGCCCGCUGGUGAUGAACAGCACCCAGAGCCUGGACAUCAUGCCUCGCUUCGCCAUCUCCGCUGAGGAGGAAGGCGAGGUGGUUUCCAACCUGCGUCGCAUCCGACUCCGGAGCAAUAGCACGGGCACGAGGCCGACCUUCCGGAGAGGAGCAUCCCAACGGAUUGCACACCAGCUCGAGACCCCAGAAAAACCCAGAUCCCCCACAGGAAAGUCCCAAAGUCUGCUUCGGUUUCUGGACUUUCACUCAUCAUCACCCCAGGUGGUACUAAGAGAUUCCAGUCCUGUGGAGCUGCUGCAUCACAGCUGCACAUGUGUGGCUGGAGCAGCUUUAUGUAACCACUGUGUAGCCUUGCUUUUCCAGUCAGCACAUUAUUCUCAGCUGAAGGUGCCUGUGGUCCCCCCUAUGCUGAGCUGUACUGAGGGAGAACAACAGUGGCACAAGCCCAUAACUUUGGGUAUAAAACCAGGACCCGUGGAUAAGAUGGCUGUUUUAUCUGCAAAACCAAAGUGUGGAGGAACAAGAGAGGGUGUAAGGAGCACACUCUACAAAGGCCUCAGUGGGGAUUUACCUGAUCUCUCUGUCCUUCAGGUGACAGAAGUCUAUAAGAACUUCUCCGCAGCUGAGGCACCGAUGAUCUGCAGCAUGGGCAUCAGCUCUGAAGUUCCUCUGGUUGAUUCUGCCCUUGGCCCAGUUCAAGCUGGAAGCCCAUUGUCCUACCAGCAACCAGCAAGAGUGAAGAAGGACCUGUCCUUCCAUGCUGCCCCACCACCCUCUUCUCUGCCUCUUCAGAAUUACCACCUGCAACCACCUAAUUGCAUGUUUGUCUGUAGUGAAGCACAACAGCUACACGUUAAAAGUCUUGAGGUCAGCUGGGACAUGGCACACAAAUUUGAAUGUGCUACCAGAGAACAAAGUUCAUGCAGUGAAUGGCAUCAGUUAAGGAGGCCUAGACUGACUGCCUCACGGUUCAGGGAGAUCUGUCAGGUCAGAGAGAGUAAUGAAGACAGUCUGGCUGACUGGAUACUGCAGGGAACCCGUCAGACUGCAGCUAUGAAGAGGGGCCUUGAAUUGGAGGCAGAUGUCAUCUGGGAGUACUGCCAGAUGAAGAGGGUCAACCACUAUCCUUGUGGAUUUGUAAUUCACCCUGAUGCCCCAUGGCUGGGGGCAUCUCCUGAUGGGUUAAUUUUUGACCCUUCAGAGCCUUGUCAAUUUGGUUUGAUUGAAAUGAAAUGUCCAAAUGUUAAAAGCUACGUUGACUGCCCAUAUCUCAGUAUGAAUUCAGGCAAACUUGAGCUCAAACAAUCACAUGCUUAUUACGCACAAGUACAGGGGCAGAUGCUAAUAACAGGAAUGAAUUGGUGUGACUUUGUUGUCUCAGCUGAGGAAGACAUACUAAUUCAAAGAAUUUACAGAGACAGAGACAUGUUAGAUGUCAUCAAGGAGAAGGUAGACUGGUUUUAUUUCCAUGUCUACAUGCAGAAAUGCAUGUAAUGUGUGCAAAUCCAGCCACCAUGCACAAUGUAAUGCAGGCAUGUCAAACUGGUCCACCAAAGGGCCGCUGUGGCUGCAGGUUUUUGUUCCAACCAGCCAGGUUAAUGUAAUGUGAUGUAAUGUAAAUGUUUAUUUUAUAAACUUGUAUAAAUUUAUUAUGCAACACUGAAUAUAGUGACUUGAUUUUAACAAAACAACAAACAUACCUAUAAACCGGUGUGGGGCUGCUAUGCCAGUACUUGGUUGACAGAUUAUCAUCUGUGAGGUGGGUCCACUGAAUGAGAAAGAGACUCAGCAGACAUCCGUGCAGGUACAAUGUAUUUAUUCACAAUCUUCAACCAAACCCUGUGCAACUUCAAAAACAA